Ylistrum balloti is the source of this 2421-nucleotide messenger RNA. RefSeq lists its product as uncharacterized. Gene Ontology annotation, biological process: carbohydrate metabolic process. Gene Ontology annotation, molecular function: hydrolase activity, hydrolyzing O-glycosyl compounds. Lineage: Eukaryota; Metazoa; Mollusca; Bivalvia; Pectinida; Pectinidae. The record is from RefSeq and is a predicted model, not a curated record. Bases 1 to 2421 code for a protein of 806 amino acids. The transcript has 12 exons.
AUGCAGUAUCUGGUGUUGGCACUGGUUUAUAUAACGGUUGUACACAGUGCAUUACAAAUUGUCCAGAUAGACAAAGAGUCUGUAUGGAAACCGAACAAAAAGGUAGACAAUACCCUGAAGAGGAUGCAGUGUAGUUGUAGUUUUAGCCUGGGGGAACAGUACAAAAUCGGUACGUGGGAGGUCAACAUUACACUCAACAAACCGACGGAAAAGCUGAAGAUCUGGAUAAUGAAAAUAAAUAAUGUUGCUGCUGACAGAUCGUGGUACGCCUGCAGCAAUAAAAAUGAAUACCAUGCACAAGUUAUCAAAAUGAGUUUCCAGAUUGAUUUUAGAGGACCUAAACCAAGAGGAAAAUGUAGAAGUAAUUUGCCGGAAGUAGUUACAACUACAGUAGUUUAUACGACUACUUCUACACCACAACCAGUUACUUCCGGUACAAAGAUUCCAACGACGGACAAAGCUAGUACAGAACCUGUGUCAACGGCCCAAUCCCUACCAACUACCACAGAAAUGGUACAAGUUAGCUCUGUACCGAUUACUAUUGAAAACAAACAUGUCUGGGCCUCAGAGAUGAAAGGCGUAUGUUUGUUCACUUUGGACCAAACUCUCAACGAUUUUGAACUGCUGAUCUCUUUUAGUAAGGAAACUUUUGGGCUCCAGAUAUGGGUUGGUGAAGUGAAAGACCAAGAUAACAACGGAAGAUGGUACAGGCUGAAAAACCACUGGCCACAGCACCCGCCGACAUUGAAAAUUGAGUUCUUGAUAAAGUAUGAAGGGACAACUCCGAACGGCAUGUGCACGUUGCAUGAGAAGGGUGGUGACAUAUCUACAACGCAAACUCCAUUCACAACCGAACAGACACAAGCUCCUGUUACAACCGAACAGACACAAGCUCCUGUAACAACCGAACAGACACAAGCUCCUGUAACAACCGAACAGACACAAGCUCCUGUUACAACCGAACAGACACAGGCUCCUGUUACAACCGAACAGACACAAGCUCCUGUAACAACCGAACAGACACAGGCCCCAAUUACAGCAACGACGUCGUCCGCAAAACCAUCCACAGUAGAUCCUUCUGUUUUAGGUACCAAGUAUGACUAUAUAAAGGUUUUGGGGUUAUCAAUUCUGUUCUACGAGGCUCAAAGAUCUGGGAAACUCCCUGCUAAUAACCGAAUACCCUAUCGCGGAGACAGUGCAUUGAAUGAUGCUGCUCCUAACGGAAGUUCUCUAACUGGAGGUUGGUAUGACGCGGGUGAUGGAGUUAAGUUCAACCUGCCAAUGGCCGCUUCAACCACCCUCCUUGCAUGGGGACUCACCAUGUUUGAAGACGCAUACAUUGCAGCAGGCCAGCUCAGCUACAUCCGAGACUCUAUAAAAUGGCCUCUUGAUUACUUCCUGAAGUGUUGGAAACCCAGCACAAAAACAUAUUAUGCACAGGUAGGAAAUGGUGUUAGUGAUCAUGCCUACUGGGGGAGACCUGAGGAAAUGACCAUGGCCAGACCUGCCUACAUGGUGAACACAACCCGCCCCGGAAGUGACGUUGCUGCUGAUACUGCUGCAGCUCUAACAGCCGGUUAUCUUGCCUUCAAGUCUGUCGACACGCCUUACGCCAAUACUCUCCUGAAUGCAGCCAAAUCUUUGUACACAUUUGCCGAUCAGCAUAGAGGAAAGUAUAGUGAUGCCAUACCAGAUGCUGCACAAUUUUAUAACUCCUACAGCGGUUAUAAAGACGAGCUAUGCUAUGCGGCCGCUCUGUUGUAUAAGGCAACAGGUGACAUUUCUUACCUGACCGCUGCCAAGCAGUCAGUGGACUUUGGCAUUGCAUGGGCCCAAGACUGGGACAACAAGAUGGUUGCGUGCCAGGUAAUGUUGUAUGACGCAGUUCCUCAAAAUGAGAAGUCUACGUAUGCUUUACCGGUCCAGAACUUUCUCAAACAGUACCUGCCCGGUGGUAGCGUAAGUCGGACUCCAGACGGACUAGCAUGGCGAGCACAGUGGGGUUCUCUCAGAUAUGCAGCUAACGCAGCUUUCAUUGGAACAGCAGCCGCUUAUGUUGGUAUCGGGGACGUGCAAAAUUAUCUGGACUUCGCCGAAAGUCAGAUCAACUACGCCCUGGGAGACAACAUGAACGGCAUCAGCUAUGUGGUUGGUUUUGGGACCAAAUAUCCACUUCAGCCUCAUCACAGAGCAAGUUCGUGUCCAGAUGUUCCAGCAUCAUGUUCCUGGAACGAAUUCGCAUCCAACGCUGCCAACCCACAGAUUCUGUACGGGGCGCUAGUAGGAGGACCUGACCAGUCAGGAGCCUAUGCAGACAAGCGGAAUGACUUCGUGAAAAACGAGGUCACGUGUGACUACAAUGCUGGCUUUCAAUCAGCUGUGGCAGGGCUCAUCCACUUCGCUCUUAAAAGCAAGUUGUGA